Messenger RNA from Dioszegia hungarica, 735 nucleotides. Its product is annotated as 20S proteasome subunit. Gene Ontology annotation, cellular component: nucleus; proteasome core complex; proteasome core complex, alpha-subunit complex. The record is from RefSeq and is a predicted model, not a curated record. Bases 1 to 735 code for a protein of 244 amino acids. The transcript has 9 exons. Gene Ontology annotation, biological process: proteasome-mediated ubiquitin-dependent protein catabolic process. Lineage: Eukaryota; Fungi; Basidiomycota; Tremellomycetes; Tremellales; Bulleribasidiaceae.
AUGUUCUUGACAAGAUCAGAAUAUGACCGUGGUGUCAACACCUUCUCACCUGAGGGUCGAUUGUUCCAAGUCGAAUAUGCUAUGGAAGCUAUCAAACUCGGCUCCACCACAGUCGGCAUAACGACCCCACACGGCGUCAUCCUCGCUGUCGAAAAGCGAGUCCCCUCCCCGCUCAUCGAAUCCUCAUCCAUCGAAAAGAUCAUGGAGAUUGAUGCGCACGUCGGAUGCGCCAUGUCGGGUCUCACGGCCGAUGCGCGCACGAUGGUCGACCAUGCGCGGGUGACGAGCCAGAUGCACGCGUUCACGUAUGACGAGAAGAUUGGGGUGGAGAGCUGUACUCAGGCAGUGUGUGAUUUGGCGCUGAGGUUUGGAGAGAGUGUGGAGGAUGACGAUGCGUUGAUGUCACGGCCAUUCGGUGUCGCUCUUUUGAUUGCAGGCAUCGACGAGAAGGGACCGCAACUGUACCACACCGACCCAUCAGGUACUUUCACCCGGUAUGACGCCAAGGCGAUAGGAAGUGGAUCCGACGCGGCGCAACAGAGUCUGCAGGAUGCUUACCACCGGCAAAUGACCCUGGAAGAAGCGGCCGGUCUCGCACUCAAGGUGUUGAAGCAAGUGAUGGAGGAGAAGUUGGACGAGAACAACGUUCAGCUCGCAAGGGUCACACCCGAGAAGGGAUUCCAGAUCCUGGCAGAGGCGGAGCUGAAGGAGAGGAUCGAGGCUAUCGCCGCGUAG